AUCAGAAUAUUUCGAAACUAAGAAGCCAGUACAAAGCCUCGAUUACUGUCCCUGACUGUCCGGGCCCUGAACGAAUGCUGACACUGUCUUCAGAUAUGGAAACGGUUUGCAAUAUAAUCAACGAUGUUAUUCCCUGUUUGGAAGAGAAUGGAAGUCGUAUGGGAAAUGGGGAAGAUUUAGACUUGCGAAUGAUGAUUCAUCAGAGCCAAGCAGGAUGUGUCAUCGGAAAAGGUGGAAGUAAAAUAAAGGAAAUCAGAGAUCAAAUCGGUACAAGGAUAAAAAUUUUUUCCAAUUGCGCUCCUCAAAGUACUGACCGAGUCAUUCAAAUCAUAGGAUCACCGGAUAAAUGUAUUGAUACAAUAAAAGAAAUACUUCUUCUACUUAAAUCGAAUCCAAUAAAAGGUGCUGUAAAUCCUUAUGAUCCUCACAAUUUUGAUGAAUUUUACUCAGAAGAAUAUGGAGGGUUCGGUGGAGGAAAUGCAGGAGGGACCCGCCAAGGUCCUGGCGGUGGAGGUGGAGGAGGGGGUGGUCCACGUGGUGGAGGUAGAGCCGGUGGGAGUGGUAAUAGGGGACCACCGUCGAAUAUGGGUAAUAGAAACAUGAGAAGUGGUGAUUUUGGUGGUCGCGGAAAUGGUGGACCCCCUCCAAGAGGAGGAGGCUUCGGUGGAAGAGGUGGAAAUAUGGGUGGAGGAUUUAAUCCCCGUGGUGGUAAUAUGGGUGGUCCUCCUCCAUCUUCUAGGGGUUUCGGAGGAGGUAAUGAUCGUGGAUUCAAUUUACCACCAUCACGAGGCAAUGAUAUGCCUGGAAGCGGCGGUAGUAGCGGAGGUGGAUUUGGAAGAAAUUCGACUUGGAACUCUCCAAUGAAUCGUCCCGGAGGAUCUGUGGGUGGUGGAGGAAGUGGAAACCAACCCCAUUCCGGGAGUUUAAUGGCAGGUGCAGGUGGUCGAAUGAGUAGCGGAAGGAUGAACCAACCACCGCCAAUAGGUGGCGGCAUGCCGCCAAACGGCCCUGGUAAAAAUUCCACACAAGUCACCAUUCCGAAAGACUUAGCUGGAGCAAUAAUUGGUAAAGGGGGAGGAAGAAUACGAAAAAUACGGGCGGAUUCUGGUGCCGGAAUAACUAUAGACGAACCACUUCCAGGGUCAAAUGACCGCAUUAUUACUAUAACUGGGUCGCCGAAUCAGAUUCAAAUGGCACAAUAUCUUCUACAACAAAGCGUCCACAACAAUACGGAUAAUCGAAACUACUAAAUUGGUAACAGUCUGAAGUUUCUCAUCAUUUUUUAGUUAAGCUAAUAUUUCCUAAGUUUUAGUUUUAAUUUGAAUUUUUACGAAUUAUUUCAAAUUUUGUGAACGUAAUUUUUGCAUGCUUAUAUUUUAUACAUACUAUCCAUUAGUUACAUAUGUUCAUCAUGUGAAUUUGCAUUUACUAUGUAGCAUAUAACUAAACAUUAUUUAGCAUUAAGUUUUAAGUUCAUAAAUGCAUCAGUAUUGAAGAUGAAUACCUUUCCUAUUGUAAGCAUUUGAAAAGUUUUAUCUUUUGAAUAUGCAUCACAUUUUAGAAUGUCAUUUUUUUUAUUAACUGAAAUAAACUAAACCUUAAACAAUUGGAGAAACAAAUAUACAUGCAGUUUUUUGACGAAACAGAUUUUCCUUUAUUUUCUUACAUUUAUUACAGUAAAUAAAUAUUUUUUUUGUAUGAGCUUUUGCUAGCUCUAUUUCUGUUUAAUUGAUUAUGUAAGUCGGUUCUUUUUUUAUAUUGAACAAGUAUUGUACGAAAUGGAGGUUCUUAACGAAUGACAUUUUAUUGUCAGGGAACAAAAAGUACAAAAUAUACCCAACGUUCUUUUAGAACUACUACAACUAAUAUAAAAUACAUAGCAACCAAAUAUUUUUAAUAGCUUAAGUUACGAAGUAUUGCGUGUUUUACAAAGCGAAAAUAUUGUAUGCUAUCGGCAAAUAAACAGUAAUUAACUGAA
This is a messenger RNA of Agrilus planipennis (emerald ash borer), 1978 nucleotides long. RefSeq names its product heterogeneous nuclear ribonucleoprotein K. Gene Ontology annotation, cellular component: nucleus; cytoplasm. The record is from RefSeq and is a predicted model, not a curated record. Lineage: Eukaryota; Metazoa; Arthropoda; Insecta; Coleoptera; Buprestidae. The coding region runs from base 75 to 1250 and encodes 391 amino acids. Gene Ontology annotation, biological process: regulation of transcription by RNA polymerase II; regulation of mRNA splicing, via spliceosome. Gene Ontology annotation, molecular function: mRNA binding. The transcript is spliced from 9 exons.